ACUAGCAGAUGGCAUGGGUACCAGCUCUGGCAGUUGGCAUCAAUGUCACUUUUUAGAGAUCAAUGAGAUAGUGCAGAGAUCCAUACCCAGAUCUAGAGACUCCAGGAGACGAUGCGACAUUCGGACUGAAAAGAUUUGGAAGACAAAAAAAUGAACACUGAUUAUUGAAUGACAUUAAAACCUAAGGUCAUUUAAGCUUGUAGAGAGAGCCAUGCUAACGCUCCCAUUUGAUGAGUCUGUUGUAAUGGCAGAGCCCCAGAUGUGCAGAAAGUUUUCCAGAGAAACUGAGGACCAAAAGCAAACUAAGAAACCAGAAAGCUUUUCAAAGCAGAUUGUGCUCCGAGGGAAACACAUCAAAAGGGGCCCUGGAGAAGAAACAGAAAAAGAAGAAGAGGAAGAUGACAGAGAAGAGGAAGAUGAGAAUGGCUUGCCUAGAAGGAGAGGCUUGAGGAAAAAAAAGACCACCAAGAUCAGAGUGGAAAGGGUCAAGUUCAGGAGGCAGGAAGCCAAUGCCAGAGAAAGAAACCGGAUGCAUGGCCUCAAUGAUGCCUUGGACAAUUUAAGGAAAGUGGUCCCCUGCUAUUCUAAAACACAGAAACUGUCUAAAAUUGAAACUUUACGCCUGGCCAAAAACUACAUUUGGGCCCUUUCAGAGAUUUUGCGAAUUGGCAAGAGGCCGGACCUGCUCACAUUCGUCCAGAACUUGUGCAAGGGACUCUCCCAGCCAACGACAAACUUGGUGGCAGGCUGCCUACAGCUCAAUGCCAGGAGUUUCCUGAUGGGUCAGGGUGGUGAGACUACCCACCACACAAGGUCACCCUACUCCAGUUUCUACCCACCCUACCACAGCCCUGAGCUCAGCACACCCCCAGGCCAUGGAACUCUAGAGAAUGCCAAGUCUAUGAAGCCCUACAAUUACUGCACUGCUUACGAGUCCUUCUAUGAGAGCACAUCCCCGGAGUGUGCCAGCCCUCAGUUUGAAGGUCCCCUAAGUCCUCCCCCAAUUAACUAUAAUGGGAUAUUUUCCCUGAAGCAAGAAGAAGCCUUGGACUAUGGCAAAAAUUACCAUUAUGGCAUGCAUUACUGUGCUGGGCCACCCAGGGGUCCCCUUGGGCAGGGUUCCAUGUUUCGGUUGCCCACAGACAGCCACUUCCCUUACGACUUACAUCUGCGCGGCCAAUCUCUCACCAUGCAAGAUGAAUUAAAUGCAGUUUUUCAUAAUUAAUGAGGAAAAUGAAAAUAAACAGUGGUCAUUCACCUCCCCCUUCUCAUUAAGACAAAGCAGAUGCUUGGGCCCUGUGAAACUGGCACAACUCAGUUGACGGUGUUCCCUAGUUUUGAAAGUGUGGUUUCAAAUAUUGUGAAAUUUUCUAUGUAAUAAUAAAUCUCUUUUCUUAUGAGGACUUCUUUUCUUUUUCUUUUUCUUUUUUCUUUUGAUUUUUUUUUGUCUGUAAAGCACUGUGAUUUUGUUUCUACUAGAUGUCUGGGGGUUUGGGGGUUUUGACCAUUUGUUUUUCGUUUUAAAUUCACUGAAUUUGUUUGAACACUAUGUCUGGACAAAUACUGUGGAAUAAAUACCUGCACACAGUCGACCUUGAUGUCUAUUUCGAUUGUACAGUAAUUAUACAAAUGCAUGUUAUUAAAAGUGGAUAAAUAAAAUCAUGUAUUUACAGUUA
This is a messenger RNA of Trichosurus vulpecula (common brushtail), 1676 nucleotides long. It is a transcript of the gene NEUROD6, whose product is annotated as neuronal differentiation 6. Bases 212 to 1225 code for a protein of 337 amino acids. Gene Ontology annotation, molecular function: protein dimerization activity. Gene Ontology annotation, biological process: nervous system development; regulation of DNA-templated transcription. NCBI's taxonomy places the organism in Eukaryota, Metazoa, Chordata, Mammalia, Diprotodontia, Phalangeridae. The transcript is spliced from 2 exons. The record is from RefSeq and is a predicted model, not a curated record.